Monomorium pharaonis (pharaoh ant) is the source of this 6081-nucleotide messenger RNA. Its product is annotated as furin-like protease 1. Gene Ontology annotation, molecular function: serine-type endopeptidase activity. Gene Ontology annotation, cellular component: Golgi membrane; trans-Golgi network. The record is from RefSeq and is a predicted model, not a curated record. Bases 2903 to 5857 code for a protein of 984 amino acids. Lineage: Eukaryota; Metazoa; Arthropoda; Insecta; Hymenoptera; Formicidae. Gene Ontology annotation, biological process: peptide hormone processing. The transcript has 15 exons.
CAGAGAGGAGAUCCGAGCGAGACCGAAAAUACGCUGCAUAACGCCGGUAGACGGGGAAAGGUGCAGCGGGGGUGCUGCACCGAACCUUCGCGAUGGUGGGGAUGGACCGCGGCGGGUCGAGAGUCGUAGGCGCGAAAUGGUCGUAGGGAAGGGAUGAGGCGCGGGAGAAGAGAGCGGGUAUAAGAGCGAGAGAGAGAGAGAGAGAGAGUGCAACGGGCGGUGGAGGGGGGGAGAAGGGCGAAUGGUGGCGCGGAGCGACCCGAGCGACCAACCGUCUACCAGUCAGUCAUUCGUGCUCCGUCGUACGAGUGAGAUCGCGGCGGUGUGGUUACUCGCGCGCGCGCGACGACGGCAACGACGACGACGACGACGACGACGACGACGACGACGACGACGACGACGACUACUCGACGACGUCGUCGUCCGACAGUCUGCGGGUCGCCGGUGUGGACGUACAACGCGAGGACGCGGCGGACCGCGACGUCCGGAGGCAGCGAUAGUAGCAGGCGGAGCGGUGGCAGUAGGAACACCAGCAACGGACCGUUUCUCGUGCACGCAUCCUCUCCUCUUCCGCGUUCCUUCCCGUCGGACGACGACGAGGCGUGGACCUGGAGCAACAAGAGGGACUCAGCCGACGAGCGCGCUGCUCCGGGGUACGCGAAUGGGCUGAGAGACCCGUUCCGAAGCAAAGAGGUAUCUCCCAUCCAACUCAGCCAGGACCUUGGUGGUACAAUCUCCUCGUCUCCUGUGGUGCGCCCAGGGGAGCGAUGCGAUGCUCGAUGACGUGAUCGACCUCUCGGUCAGCUACGUGCCGUGACCUCGUUCGAGUGGCUGGCCAUUCACUUCUUCGCGGACGAGCAUCAUCGUACCAAAUUCUAAGAGUACGACGAAACGCUAAAACCAAAUCGAGGAUCUCAUCCUUUCUUUUUUCUUCUUCGAAAGAGUCAAGAAACGAAGAGAAGUUUCAUGGAAGAGGGCGUCUCCCGAGGCAUCGACUCGUUCACGUUCUCGAAAAGAGAGAAUGUGCGAGAGGACGUCGAGAUCAUGAGGGUAUCUUUGUAACGACGGGUAUCGUAUCUCUUUGAUAGGACGAAGGCCGGGACGGUUGAGAUGCGCGGAAGGCAAGCCUGACCAAAUGCCUUGCUGACACCUGAAGAAAAGGGCACAGUGGAGGUAUUCCAGAGGUAUGAUAAACGCGUGAGGAACGGAACGUUGACGACGUCACGUGAGUUACUGAGACGUGUCGGCGAAAAAUUCCACGCCGACAAAGUGCAUACACUUGCUCUGCUGCACUCGAGAAGAACGAGAGAGAAAGAGAGAGAGAGAGAGAGAGAGAGAGAGAGAGAGAGAGAGAGAGAGAGAGAGAGAGAACGCGCGAGCGAAGAUACGAUCGAGAAACAAGAGAUUUAACACAAUAUUCAUUACAAACGGAGGAAAUGAAGACAUGAAGAUAUGUAAAACCUUCAGCAAGCGGACGUGACUAUGAGAGUCGACGGACGAAGAUUCAAGAUCGGAUCAGAAGAUUUUUUCAUUAAGCCAGGAGAAUUAGACGCGACAAUCUCUGAAAGCCGAUAAAUUGAAUUGGCUCAGUUUGAAUAGAGGAAACGACAGGGAGCAUCUUGCGGAAGAUGACAAAUCUCUGAUCUUAUUGAGGUUCCCUCCCUUGCGAGACAAGGUCGCGUUGGAUGUCCGCGCGGGGCGGAUCGGGAAGGCCAUUCGCUACGACGACACGGCGACGACGACGACGACGACGGACAUCCGCGUUCGCGGUCGCCCCCGCGACGCUGACACCGCGAGAAUCAUUCUGUCGUUUUCCCCACCCGUCGACGGCCACAUGACUUGACGAUUGCCUCCUUCUCCUCCCGCUGCUGCUCCUGCCCGUUGACCGAAGGCGGCGGUGCGGCAGUGGCGGCGACGACGUCACACGGCGACGUCGACGUGGAUGAUAGCGACGGACGAGGAGUCAACGGCUGACGCAGCCCGGUGGUGGAGGUCCGGGGUACUUAAAACGAGUGACACGCGGCGCCGGCGAGUCAGUCAUUCGCAAGCGGAGUUGGUCCGCAGGUGCGGGGAGACGUGGGUGGAUGCUGCGAGACGCGUAUGUGUGUAGGUGUGCGUGUGAGUGAUCGCGUUUUCCUGGAUCGUCGUCCGCGCGUACACGUGCGUGAUCCGUAGAAAGGGACUUCCCCUCCUCACACACGCACAGAACAGGCACAAAAGGAUCGGCCAAGCAGAAUCACAGCAGGGAACCAAAGAGAGAAAUAGGGAGAGAGAGAGAAAGAGAGCGCAUACGUAAAGUAGGCUGUGGAUCCUUCAUCUCAGUUUCGGCAACCGUGGUGCGUCGUGACGAUUGCAGUGUUUAUCGUGGUGGCACGGUGUUACCGUCCUGUCGCUGCUGCUCUGGCAAGCGGUGGAAGCGGUGGCGACGGUGGCGGUGGUGUUGGUGGUGGAUACAUAUAUAUAUAGCAGUGGAUGAAAACGGUGGCCCGCGGGGGUGGCGAAACUGGAGCAGCCGGUGGCGAUCGUCGUCGUCGGUGCAGCGGAGGAGCUAUCAUGUGCACGCGGCGGAUUUUCGGACUGGCGGUCGUGGCCCUGCUGACUCUCGGCGGUCGAGCGCGCGCGUACACCAACCAGUGGGCGGCACACAUCGAUGGAGGAGAGGAGGUGGCCAAGCGAGUCGCCGAGGACUAUGGAUUUCGCUAUUUGGGCAAGGUAAGAGUGCGCUAGUCGAAAGGAAACGUGUUCACCGUACCGUUAGAUAAUCGAAACGCACCAUUAUAGUUGGAGAACGACAGUUGAGUAGGUUUCAAAGCUUAUUGGCCAUGUGAAGAAUACUUUUUACGACUGACUCGGGUCUCCAGAAAGUAACUAGGAUAAAAAGAUAAAUGAUGAUUGGUUCCACAUGGAGCAUCGAUCCGUGGCAAAGAGGUCGACGGAACCGCAUCUCGAAGUGCACCAGAGGCUAAUGAAUGACUCCAGAGUACGUCGAGCGGAGCAGCAGCGAGCAAAAUCACGCAGCAAAAGGGAUCUUAUAAUCAAACGUCCGUCCAAUAUACUAACCAUGCUAAACGAUGAGAGGUGGCCUCAGAUGUGGUACCUGAACAGGGGAAAGGGGUUGGACAUGAACGUGCAGGGUGCUUGGACUGAGGGAAUUACUGGAAAUGGCAUCGUAGUCACAAUACUUGACGAUGGAUUGGAGAAAGAUCAUCCUGAUCUUUAUAAAAAUUAUGACCCUCAGGCGAGUUACGACGUUAACAGUCACGAUGAAGAUCCCAUGCCGAGGUACGAUCUGGUAGAUAGCAAUCGACACGGCACCAGGUGCGCCGGAGAGGUCGCAGCCACUGCCAACAAUUCUCUUUGCGCUGUAGGUGUUGCUUUUGGAGCCGGCGUAGGUGGUGUUCGAAUGCUGGACGGCGAUGUGACAGAUGCCGUCGAAGCAAGAUCCUUGAGCCUUAAUCCCCAACACAUUGAUAUUUAUAGCGCCUCAUGGGGACCGGAUGACGAUGGAAAAACUGUAGACGGUCCUGGUGAAUUGGCCACCAGAGCUUUCAUCGAAGGAAUCACCAAAGGUCGCAACGGUAAGGGUUCGAUCUUCGUGUGGGCGUCCGGGAACGGCGGCCGGGACCACGAUAACUGCAAUUGUGAUGGCUAUACCAAUAGUAUCUGGACGCUGUCGAUCAGUAGUGCGACAGAGAACGGCCUUGUGCCGUGGUACAGCGAGGCGUGCUCGUCCACCCUCGCCACUACAUACAGCUCGGGUUCUACCGGUGAGAAACAGGUCGUCACUACGGAUCUGCAUCAUCACUGUACUAGCAGCCACACUGGCACCUCCGCAUCGGCGCCGCUGGCGGCUGGCAUUUGCGCGCUCGCCCUGGAAGCGAAUAGAGAUCUUACCUGGCGGGACAUGCAACACAUCGUAGUCAGAACCGCUAAACCUGCGAACCUGCAGGCACCCGAUUGGGUGGUCAACGGUGUCGGCAGAAACGUGAGCCACAGCUUUGGUUAUGGACUGAUGGACGCCACUGCCAUGGUACGCUUAGCGAGAAGAUGGCGAACCGUCCCGGAGCAGCACAGAUGCGAAGUAUCGGCGCCGCAUACGGGCAGGACGAUACCACCAAAGAGCCAAUUGGUUCUUGACUUACAUGUCAAGGAGUGCAGCGGUGUUAAUUUUCUCGAGCAUGUUCAGGCGAAGGUAUCGCUGAUGGCAGCGAGACGAGGGGAUCUUCAAAUUCAACUUACAUCUCCUCAAGGUACAAAGAGCACUCUUCUCGCUAAAAGGCCACACGACAUUUCGAAGGCCGGUUUCAGCCAAUGGCCAUUCAUGUCAGUGCAUACGUGGGGAGAGAGACCGCACGGCACUUGGAAAUUAGAAAUUCACAAUGAGGGUCGGUACCUCGGACGCGCAACUCUCCACGAGUGGGCGCUGAUUUUCUACGGCACUGCAACGCUGCCCGAUCGAACUGAAUACGCCCUUUAUAAUCCGGCCGGCAUGAGUAUACCUAGACGACCGUUCGUUAAACCGCGCGAGACUAUCCCGAAGAGCCAGAACACCCUGGCGAAGGGCAAACAGACGCAGCAUAAAUCCGACAAGUCUGGCAGUCUGAGCCCGCCCUACGUGAUGAACGCUCAGAUUCAGUCUCAGAGAAAGGGCAAGGCCCGCGGGCAACACAAGAACGGCAAGUCGGCCAAUCGGCCGAAUCCUAAGCCCACCGCUCAAACUCUUCGAGGUCUCACCGGCAUCAACAGAGGGCCCAACGUAGCCGGUGACGUGCGUCUAAUUACGUCAAGACCACGUGGUAGAAGUACACCGAGCCCUAUUACUAGCACCGUGACCCAGCUUGUUGCGACAACGAAGGCGCCGGCCACAACGAUAAGCAAACAGAUUAUCACACAGAAGAUUAUCGACGUGGUUACCGCGGCGCCCCUUCAAAGGGGACUGAUCUUGUUAGAGCCACCGGCAAAGGCGGCCACUAACAAGGUUCCGGAAGUAUUUCAACAAUAUCCCAAGAUCCAGCAGCUCUAUCCGGUUUAUGGUGGAACACGCGGCGCCGGUCAGCACGCUACAAGAGCCAAAGGACUCGAUUUGCUGCAGGACGAGCAAUUUGACCCAAGGAAUCUGCAGUUGGACAAGGACACGUUGGAAGAAUGGAAGCUCGUAUUCUUCGGCACGGAUACCUCAGUGGAAGUCGACGACGAGCUAGACAAGGACAAACCGCUGCCGCCAGUGGUCCAGGAGGAAGUGAACAACACGCCUUCGGACGUGCGGCAUAACGCUGUAGACACCGAGGGUGAUCCGUGGACAGGUAGCCGGCAGAUGAAUCGGGUGUCACACCCGGAGGUGCAGAGGCCAACGACGGAGAACCAGACGAGCGGCUGCGCCGCCUUCGAAGCCGGAGGCAACGGGUGCCUAGUGUGCAAACCAGAUUGGUAUCAGAGCAACGGUAGCUGCUUGCAACAGUGUCCAUCUGGAACUUACGUGGUCCGAGAUGGCGAUUCUAGUGCUUUUUGCACCGCAUGCCAUUAUUCGUGCCUAACUUGCAAAGGACCUAGCGACUCUGACUGCAUCACGUGUCACACGGAUUCGACGUUCGUGUGGAGUAACGGAAAGGCACUGUGCGUGCUGAGCAACAUUUCCUGGCAAAUACAGUCUACAGUGUGGUUCCGCAGGUUGACUGUGGUGUUCUUAAUCAAUUUAGGUCUAGUGAUCGCUAUUAUUAUUUACUUUAUGUCCCUCUGGUACAUUCGUAAACGUAAAUCCGUCCAUAAAUACAGCAAAGUAUUUAUAUCUUACUCUGGUAACGGCGAAGUCAAUGCGGAUACGGAAUUAAAAAAUGCUUACAUCUCUGAAAGCGAGUAAGUCUAUCACUAACGCUAAAAAAUAUUUUUGAAAAAAGAUUAUGAAGUUAUCAAGAGCAUUUUGAAAAUAUUCUGAUAUUCCAUCUUUCAAAACUGUUCUUUAUUAAGAUAUUGGAUAUAAUAUUUUGAAGAUAUUUUAGGAACAUCUUUAUAUAAAACAUCUUGAUAAAGAUAUAUUUUCUCUCUCUCUCUCUCUCUCUUUCAUUUUCAUAUCGUGAGAAUAUU